Messenger RNA from Spodoptera exigua (beet armyworm), 1542 nucleotides. The record is from the annotation of a GenBank genome assembly. Lineage: Eukaryota; Metazoa; Arthropoda; Insecta; Lepidoptera; Noctuidae.
GUCAUUUUCAUUUUGUCAACUGUCAAAUGGUCUUUUUGUCAUCAUAGGUUGAAAAAUCUAAAAAUACUAGAAAUUAACCAUCUUUCGUUGUACCAACAGGUUUUUAUCAACAAUAAUAGAGCUCUUGCAUCAUGUCGGAUAUAAAAAUAGUAGCAGCAAGUAUUGUGAACUUUUUAAAACGGCAGCUAGAAGGUGACUCGCUCAGCGUGGACUCGCGCGAGAGCGUCGAAGUCGGCGUGCAGUGCAUCGAGACCGCUUUUGAACUGGGCCCUGAGGAUGCCGCUCGUGGUGUCGAUCUGCUGCAGCUCGUUCGUGCACAGGUACGUCCUACAUCGCUCACUGCGCCGCCUUCACGCUCGGAGGCUGAGAAGCUGAAAAAUGAAGGUAACGAGUUUAUGAAGAGCGACCGCCAUAGAGAGGCAUUAGAGAAGUACACACGCGCCAUCGAACUCGACCCCACCAAUCCCGUUUACUUCUGUAACCGAGCUGCCGCUUAUUUCAAGCUCGGGGACUUCGAAGGAUCUGUGGCUGACUGCACAGCUGCGUUGGGCUUGCAACCGGACUACGGCAAGGCGCACAGUCGCCUCGGUCUAGCGCUCACGGCAUUGGAGCGGCACCGUGAAGCUCGUGCAGCAUACGCCCGUGCCGUGCAACUAGAACCUGAAAACGAAACAUAUCGCCAGAACCUGCAAGUCACGGAUGAGCUGUUGGCAUCGCACGGUGAGCGAGCACCCCUAGAUCUUGGUGGACUCCUUCAGAACCCAGCACUGUUAAAUAUGGCCACUGAAAUGCUGGCCGAUCCCAACAUGCAGAACCUUAUUUCUGGGCUCAUGAGUGGCGCGGGCGGAGCGGGUGCUGGCGGUGGACAGGCGGGCGGUGCGGGUGGGAUGUCGGCGCUGCUGGAGGCGGGCCAGGCUCUGGCGCAGCACAUGCAAGCUGCAAACCCGGAGCUGGUAGAGCAGCUGCGCCGCCAGGUGCGUCCGCCUGGUCCCAACCCACCGCAGUGAGGCUACGCUCUCUGCUCCUUGCAUGUUAUUCCUUGGGGGAAGAUUGUUUAAUCUUUUAAGAUGUAAUAUAAUUUUAUUUUAUUCCCGUUUAUUAAUUAUGGAAAUAAUUUCAUGGACUUUUAUGUUUACUAGAAGUGUCUACACUCUGCUGAACACUCACUCAUAACAAUUGAUUGGCUUGCAGGACCUACUUUGUGUGAGCUGCUCAUAAUUUUGAUAUGGUUUCUAGAUUGUGCACCAAUGCAGGCAGAUGCUCACACAUUGCAAUAUGCAUUUAUUCUUUGUGAAUGACCGCAAACACUAUUCAAGAUGGAACUUGUGUCAUUGAAUCCCUAGUUAGACUCAAAUUGUAUUAAGUGCAUCCUAUAGAGGAUAAAAUGCAUGGAGGCCAUGCUCAUUAUAUAAUGUAAAAUAAUAUGAAUAUGUGAGGAAUGUUAAAUGGGAGGAAAGCAUCAAGAGUUUAUCUCCAUUUAGUCCAAAUUAUUAUAAACUAAGGUUUCAAGAUUGGUAUUGUUAAUAAAUUUAUUUAAAUAAC